Messenger RNA from Manduca sexta (tobacco hornworm), 4166 nucleotides. RefSeq names its product inner centromere protein A (gene Tab2). The record is from RefSeq and is a predicted model, not a curated record. Bases 531 to 2318 code for a protein of 595 amino acids. The transcript has 3 exons. NCBI's taxonomy places the organism in Eukaryota, Metazoa, Arthropoda, Insecta, Lepidoptera, Sphingidae.
UAUCUUUUGUCUAUUCUUAAAAUGGCAGAAUAGGAUUGACAAGUCGUGGGAUUUUCAUAAUUUAUUUUUGGGUACAAUAAUUAUUACUGCCUGUGUAUUUUUUUAGUUACAUUCUGUAUUUUAUUGUUUGUUCGUAACAAUCUUAGUGACGGUCAAGUGAUCACAAAUAAGUGCGUAAUUUCAUCACAAGCGUAUGUUGCAAUUUUACGAAAUACAGUUUUGGUAUGAUAACAAAAGAUAUAAAAAUUCAGCCUCGCCUCGUUAUGUGUUCUUUUUCGUCUUAUGAGUUCUUCGAAGAUUAGGGACUCGCGAAUACUAACAGCCUUAAAAGCUCGGGUAUGUAUACGUAACUGUCCAGAUUUGUGAUUUUUGGGAUUGUGACGUCACAAAAUAGACAAGACGCUAUUUACAGUCUAAAUCGAGUGAUAAAAUGUUUGUCCGUCUUCACCGGUGAAAAAGAAAAAAGGGCGGAGCUCCGGCGGAGUGACAAUUCGCGGCGAAGCGGUGGGCCUCCGCUAGGAUGGGCGGCGAUGUCUGCCCCCUCUGAGAGCGCUGCGAGCCCUGCACCGUGCGCAUGCACCAAUAUAUCGCUUAUGCAAUUGUUCCAUGAGCUGAAACAGAAAUUUCCCGGCGUUCCUGAUCAUGUUGUGUCCAAUACGAUCGAGUUAUACUGUCACGACAAACAAGCCUGCGAGACCCACCUGCAUAGCGAAGUCAAGGCCUCCCUAACACACGCAUACCAUGCCUCUUCCUCGGCCGCGGCGCGCAAACACCAGCUCAGGCUCAACCCACCACUCAAGUGCCGAAACCAAGCCAUCAUCAAGCACGAGGUGGCUAAAUCAACAGCUGUAAAGUCUAUUACUUGCCAAGGCCCACAGAAAGCUAUACUGAGCACGGCCGAUGUCAACACUGAAAAGGAAAACAAACCAAACACAGAUGCCAAUCAAAACAUUGUUGAGGCAAAGAAUGAUGAGGUUACCAAGAACAAUAACACACCUACAUCUCCAGUCACUGUUAUAAACAUUGACAAUUGUUUUGCUAAAUACAGUGUUGAGUCUCCAAGUGAUAUAGAAUUGACCAAUGAAAAUGUAAAAGAGGAGGAACCAGCAAAUACAGAAAACCACGAAGAACUUUUCUCUUCGCCUGAAAACAAUAAAGAAGAAAGAAAAGAUUUGGAACAAUCAGAAAGCACUAACUACAAGAUUCUGAAAAGUAGUAAGAUUAAAAGUAAUUUAAAUGAAAGGCUUGAGAAGUCUAGAGAGAAAAAAACUAUAAAGAAAGAAGAGAAACAGCCACAGGAGAAACCUAAAAGACCAAGCACACUCGACUUUAUUAAACCAAAUCCAGAUAUUGCAUUUAAACAGACAUUGAAGGAGCCAGAAGCAGAGACUUGUCGGACCGUGUCCCCUGUGCCAUCCCUCCCAAAAAAUGAAAACCAGCCUAUGCAAGGAGCUAAGCCUAACACAUCUUUUAGGUCGGAAAGGGGAUACCCUUUAAAUUUUUCGGUAAAUGUGAAUUGUCAUAUGGACUUGUGUCGUGGUUAUGGUGAUCCUUGGUUAGAGGAUUACGAGAGACCUAGAGCGAUCACAUCGGUGAACUUGACAGUUUGCACGCCGACGUCGAACAUGGCGAGUCCUGUGCGGGAGUCGCGCGAAGAUGAGGGCGGGUUCGAGGGACACGUGACGGUGACGGUGAGUCCCAGCACGACGCGGCCGCCGCGACGCCGCGCACCGCCGCCGCCCGCGCAGCCAUCGCGGAUCGACUCGCCACGACCCACCAGAGCCGCACCCGAACCACCAGGAACCAAUGGUGAUCGUUCGCUAAUCGAAAGGCAAAAGGAGCGUUUGAAUCGGUUAGCGACGGCUCUGAAUCAGGAGAAAGGCCGUCUGGCGCAGCUGACGAAGGAGACGAACAUCCUGGCGGGCCCGCCGCCCACGCCGGCCGCCGCACAGCGCCUGCGCGAGUACGUGGAGCGCCUGCGAGACCAGUGCGACACGCUCGCCAAGCGGCUCGAGAUGGGCACCACCGAAUCUGACGAAUCCAGAAAUUUCUACAGCAACAUAUACACGGGCCAGCGGCCGUCCUCCUCCUGGCAAUGCCACAUGUGUACGUUCAGGAACCAUCCCCUCCUCGACAAGUGUGAGGAGUGCGACAUGCCCAGGAUACUCGUAGGUACGCCCUCCCACAGGACCAACGACUCGGGCUUCGGCUCGUUCCGGGACCGAUCCGGACGGCGGGAGUGCCAGCCCGACACAAACCUCACCCAGUCCGAUAACGGCUCUGCCAAUUACGAACAAUGCCUGCCCCUCAACGCUUGAACGUUUGAAGUGUCAAGCCGGACUGACACGAGCCUGUCAGUCCAUGCCACAACGCUUGAACGUUGAAAGUUCCUUAAAAGUGCUAAGAGUGAAACUGUGAUUUUUUCAGUGUUGAACUAACGUGAAUUUCUUGAGGCUAAUGUGAUGUGCUUAGACCUAACCCCGGCAUGUUGAUGUCGAAGUGUCGGCAUGCGAUUAACACGAAACUGUCAACAGUGUUGUGGACUCCUUGUUGGCAUUUUCAUUGUUUAAAGACUUUUUUUGUUAAAUUUAUUUUUAUAUGGACGUUCGUGUGCCGCCGGCCUAAGUGGAGUCAUUGUUUAUUAUUAAAGGUGUAUGUCCCCACGCCUGUAGCCGGCUGUACACGAUGUUCGGCAAACGAUUGUUGCAUGCGUGUUCGUAUUUUUACAUUGGAAAUAACCACUUGUGCCCUAUAUGUGUAAUGUAUAAAGAAUUACUGUCACCGUCGUCACAUUAUCUUAUUGUAGACGUGUUGAUAGCCUCUGAUAACUGAGAUAUCUAACGAAUGAUGAGCGUCCAACAAGAAAUAUGGUGCCUUCCAGGAAAUAAUUACUGAUAAAUAAUUAAAUAUUCUUUAUACACAAUGUCGAUUUUGAGCCUUAAAGUUAAGGGUAAGAAAGAAUUAGUAUUUAAAUUAUAUUAUAAUAAGGGACAAAUUACAAUGGUUGCUUACCUUUAAUGAAAUAUUUGUGUAUUUCUCGCGUUUACAUUUUAUAUUUUAAAUUAUUGAAUUUGAAUUAUUAGAUAUAUAAUAAGAUAUAUUUAUUGUUGUUAUGUAGGCGAACUGAUACAUCACUUGAUUGGUCGCAUCGUGGGGCAUCGCGAGAUCUCAAUACAUAUAGACUAUAGUGGCUUGCCAGUUGCCAGGGGGAAUAACAUUAUAGUGAAACUUUAUUGGACAAUUGCCUCGAAAUUUAUUUCAUCUUGCUCAAUAUUUCUUGCUCAGUAUAGAACAUUCAUUAAACGCACAUUAACUAGUAACAAUAUCAGUAGCGUAGCUUGCCAUUGCAGGACCCUAUAUUUAAUUUUUUGAGGGCUCUUUAAGGCAGUGCGAAAUUUUGGACGCCUACUUAGUUGAAUGUAGGUAUAAUAGGGGCCCCGUAUCGCUGACACAGCUGGCCAAUGACGGGCCCUAUAUCUAAAUUUUUUCGGCGGCUCUACAGGGCCCUGCGAACUUUUGGACGCCUGCUUAAUUUAAUGUAGAUUUGGGCCAAUAGGGGUCCUAAAGCUCGGGGGCCCCGUAUCACUGAUACGGGUGAUACAGCGGUAGCUACGCCCCUGAACAAUAUCAUAUCGAACAGGUUUAUUGCUAGCUAUAUGUCUUCGAAUUUAACUGUGAUAGGGUAAGUUUUUCCAUUUUUAGAGUUGAGAAUGGUCUUUUUAAUCAUUUUUUGUACAUAAAGUAUACAGGUAUACAUAAAUCACAUCUAGACUGGUUACAUAACAUUAAUUACAAACAAUAUGCUUCUAGUUCUAUUGGAAAUAAAUCACAAAGAAUGACUUAAUUUUAACAAUGAUCGGAAAUGUCAGGUUGGUUUUUAAUAAUGUCAAUAAAACUGUCAUAGUAGGCAAAUUAUAUUUUUGUGUGUUUAAAGUUAACUAGAAAAGACUUUUAAUAAUUAAAUAAAUUUAAUAUUAAGUAAUAAAAAAAUAUUAAAUUGAAAUUCGUUGGCACGUUGCAUUGUUAAAUUUAGUGGUUUAGAUAUAGAGUUGAAAUUGCUUCAUCACAUUAAGGUUCACUAUUAUUUAGUUAGGCAUAACGUUUAUUGUGAUUGAUGGAUUUUUGUUAUAUGUAUAUUAUGAGAAUAAAUGAGAAGUUUAUGAGAA